Messenger RNA from Spizellomyces punctatus DAOM BR117, 3185 nucleotides. RefSeq lists its product as uncharacterized. Bases 26 to 2995 code for a protein of 989 amino acids. The transcript is spliced from 29 exons. The record is from RefSeq and is a predicted model, not a curated record. Gene Ontology annotation, biological process: RNA processing. Gene Ontology annotation, molecular function: RNA binding; protein binding. Lineage: Eukaryota; Fungi; Chytridiomycota; Chytridiomycetes; Spizellomycetales; Spizellomycetaceae.
GAAAUUUCCCACGAAGGACACAAGCAUGGAGAGAGACGAAAAGACGGAAGAUGCUAUGGUCAUAUCAGAAGAAGCUGAUACAGACACGGAUUCUAGCUCAGAAGAAGACGUGGACGAUGUAGAUCUUACCGAUGGAAUGGGUACCGGCCCGUCCACCGACGAAUUGCAGACCGCGAAGAAGCAGGUGGAAGACCAUCCCUACGAUUACGGUGCGCAUAUUGGGUACAUAACGGCCCUUCGCCAAGCCUCCGAUUUUGACGCCCUAAGGGCUGCGAGGAAUGCUAUGGCGGACGUCUUUCCCUUGUCGGAAGAUCUAUGGUUAGAGUGGGUUCAGGAUGAAGCUCGACUCGCCGCGACUUUGGAAGAGAAACAGGCCAUUGUGGAUCUGUAUGAUAGGGCCACCAAAGACUAUCUCUCUAUUAAAAUCUGGCAUGCAUUCAUCACAUUCCUUUUUCACGAGUAUGAAAUAUCUUUGGAUGAGGAUGAAGAUGAGAGCUGGAUGGAUUUGGAAACGGUGCGGGGGUUUUGCGAGCAGGCGAUCAAAGCGACAGAGCUGCACUUCAGUCAGGGAGCAACAGUAUGGAAUGCAUACCGGGACUUUGAAACAGCGUUGCUCGAUCGGUCACCCGAUGAACUCCAAGUUAAACGUGUACGCGAUAUGUACCUCAAACGGUUGAGGAUCCCGCACGCUCAAUUGGAAGAAACUUUCAGCGACUACUCAGGUUUUGAAAGUAAAUACGAUAGUGAGCAGUACGAAAAGCAUCUGACGAGCGCGAACGCUUCGGUUGCGAAAACGCGAGUUGAGGUGGAGCUGCGCGAGCCGUAUGAAAAGGCUCUGGUGGAUUCCGGUCAAGGUCUUGCUGAAUUCCUCGCUUAUGUGACUUUCGAAACCUCGCGACCUAAAGGUGGCGAUAAGUUUCGCAUCCGUACGCUUUAUGAGCGUGCGAUCAGCGUCCAUUGCCUCAACCCGACACUCUGGGACGCCUAUAUAAUAGAUAUGUCAAAUAUGUUCCAAAUCGGGGUCGUGUUGAUACCUCUUGCCGAGCGCUCUGUGCGGAACUGUAAUUGGGCGGCAGAUUUAUGGUGUCACUAUUUCAGAAUCAUGGAACGGUUUGGCCGAACGAAGGGCGACAUUGAAGCUGCUUACACGCGCGGGCUAUCGUUUAUUUCUCCUACGUCCAACCUGGAGGAGGUGGUAAAGCUAAUGAAAGCAUUCGGAGAAUACCUUGUGCGUCAGAUCGACUGGAGUGCAGGUACACCCACCCCUGGCGAAGCUGGCGAAAUAAUCACCCGGUAUAAGGACAAUAUUGCCUACAUUCGUGAAACCUUUCCAACUGGCGACCCCUAUCUGCGCUUAGAACGUGGCCUGCUGCGAUUUUUGACCCAUAAGCUGAAGGAUAUCCAGUCCGCGCGUUCUACUUAUGCUGACGUGUGUAAGAACGGCGGUCAAAGCGACAUUUGGUUGGAAUAUGCAGAAUUUGAGCGGUACCACGGGACUGCAACAUAUUGUCGCGCUGUCUAUAAAAAUGCAACUCUCCGCAGAACGGACUGGCCAGAGCGCAUUUUCGAGGCGUGGCUUACCUUUGAGCAAGAAGAAGGAACGAUGGAAAUGUACUACGAGGCAGCCGGAAUUAUUAGCAAACAAAUUAAAAUUGUGGAAAAGAGGCGUGCGGAGGAAGCUGCAAAGUUGACCGAUAUUCAAUACGAUCCUGGACAGUUGCCGGAUAGGAAGCGCCCGCGGGAGGAGGGAGCCGAUGGCAAAGACGAGCCCGACGCGAAACGCCCAAAAGCAGAGCAGGCGGAGAAGGCAAACUACUACGACUUUCAUGUUAUCGACAAUAAACUUGCUGGCAGUAUUCUGUACGUGACCAAUCUCUCGCCACGGACUACUGAGCUAGACCUGCAGAACUUGUUUGCACAGUGUGGAAAAGUGGUGGACUUGAUCUUAAAACCCAAUGAAGAAACCGGGGAGCUUGAAGCAUAUGUCGAAUUUUCAAAAGCGGUUGAAGUACGGAAAGGUGCUGCGCUGAACGGCACAGAUCUUAAUGACUCCCAAAUCAAAGUUGUCCGAUGCCGGCCGGCGGAAAGCAUUUGGCACUUUGCCGACGCAAAGGAGAUCAAUAAGAUCUAUGUGUCGAAUUUGCCGGUAAAUGUUGAAAAGAAAGUUUUGCGAGUCGCUUUUGAAAAGUACGGACCGUUGAGAGAAGUUCGUCUGGUCCAACGAAAAACAAUUGCAUUUGCCUACAUCGAGUUCCGCGAUGCGGAAUCAGCUCAACGUAGUCUCGAACUGGAUCAGAAACAACUUGUCCCAGGUAGCGACAAAAAAAUUGGUGUUGCCAUAUCGGAUCCCACCAAAACCAAGCUUAAGGUAGCCGAUGAAAAGGAACUUUAUGUGACAAAUCUUCCUCGAGACAUUCAAAAGGAGGAUGUAGAGAUGAUGUUCAAUAAGUUUGGCGCCGUCAAAGACGUCCGACUUCCUACCUUCAAUGAUGGAACCCAACGAGGUAUUGCCUUUAUUGAGUUCGACGAUGAGCGCGCAGCAAAAAGUGCAUUAUCCUUGAAUGGGACAACCGUAGAAGGUCGUGUAAUUGUAGUUACCAUCCCCGAUCCAAAUAUGCGGAAGGAACGGCAAGAUGCGCGGCGAGGUUUCCAUGGCGAGCGUGCAGGACGUGGGGGGAGGGGCGGGCGUGGUGCUGGACGAGGUGGUAGAGGUGGUGGAGGCGGUUGGGGGCGCGGUGGAGGCUGGCACAACCAAGAAGGACAUGCCAAAGGGAAUGCUCAUGACGACAUCCAGGCCCCUUUCAAACCUGUUACUAGCUUCCUGCCCCGUGCCGCGGGCAGAGGCAGUCGGGCCCCUCACCGGAAGCUUGGGAGAGCCCACGCUCCUGCCCAAGCGGAAACAUCUUCUGGAGAUACUGCGAAUGAUGGGACCGCGUCCCGUGGUACAAGCAAAUCUCAAGACGAUUUUAGGAAAAUGUUGAUGGGUGGCAAGUGAGAGGUGGCAUACUUUAUACUUUGCCCAUCCGAAGAGAUAUGCAUGUGUGAAAUAGCAUAGCACUCCUUCACAUCUAUAAAGAACUCAAGCAUCCAACCAGCAAUUCACCCAAAGGGUAGACAGGCCGGCAAGCCUUGAAAUAAAAUAUGCAAUUAUCUAAAAAAUAAAUACAGGAGAAUUGCUAACUGUG